Molecule: messenger RNA, 1599 nt
Organism: Microdochium trichocladiopsis
Lineage: Eukaryota; Fungi; Ascomycota; Sordariomycetes; Xylariales; Microdochiaceae
Exons: 2
Coding region: 104-1486 (460 amino acids)
Biological process (GO): regulation of transcription by RNA polymerase II
Molecular function (GO): DNA-binding transcription activator activity, RNA polymerase II-specific; zinc ion binding
Source: RefSeq, a predicted model, not a curated record
CCCGCCCGUUGUCACCCAAUCCACGCGAGGCGCCACCGACUCCAUUGUCACGCCGAGACACACUCAGUGAGCUCCGGCGCAGCCUGGGCAUCACCAAAACACCAUGGAGGACACCCAGCCUCAGCAGGAGCAACAGCCUCCGCAAAGGCGAGGCCCUCGCCUCUACCACAAGAAGAGCCGUUUUGGCUGCGAGCGCUGCAAGCAGAGGCGAGUCAAGUGCGACGAGGCCAAACCGAAAUGCACGCAGUGCGCGAAGCACAUGGUGUCGUGCGUGUAUCCCGCCGUGAGCACGACGAGCGGAGCUGCGUCGACAAAGUCUGAACCCUCACCACCGUCUGCCGUCUCGGGCUCAGGAAAGCUUGCCCACAUCGCAAACUGGCACAGCGUCGUGACCCUCAGUCCUCCGGAAGAAUCAGGCAUGUCAAAGUCGUAUCCUUCGCCAUCUCUUUCACAGCCAACUCCGGAUUCGCACGCAGCCUCGGAGCCCGAAGCCGAUGGCGACAUGCCAGAGACGCGCGAGCGACGCCUCCUGGAGCUCGCGCUGUUGCUCAACCAACAGCAGCGCAUGAAGGAGCCAAUCCCGACUCCGGAAGUUGGUGCACUGCAGAAACUGUGGCAGGAGCAGGUUCCAUCCAUGGCUAUCGCGGAGGACGGCGCCUUGCACCGCAUAUACAUGGCACAUUCUGCCUUGGACAUUGCCCUGCGAAGCGAUGAUCCAAAGGAGCGGGAGAAGUAUUUCCAAUACCAGAGCCAGUACCUUGACGCGGGCUUGCGUCUCUUUAAGCGAGAUUUCGAGUCACUGGGACCAGGCAACGCCGAUCGAGUGUGUCUGACAGGUCUCAAGAUCCUGGCCCACGUCAUGGCACAGGUACAGACCGUGCCCGUUGAUCCUUGGGAACCACCACUUGUGUGGAUGGGCCUGGGCAAGCGCACGUAUGGGGCUCUGAGAGCAGCUCGAGAUCUGCUUGAUGAGAACAGCCGCAUGAGGGCUUUUGUGGACAGUCCUCCGUCAGUACGAGACGGCGCCCAGAUGAUACAAGCGGACUACAGUGCUCUCGCCUGGCUGCUGGAGCCUCCAAGCGUCUCAGGACACGCCGAACUUGCCAAUGACCACGAGUUGGAGGACCCAGAAGUGUUUGCGGCUUACACACAAGCGCUCUCAUACACGUGUUGUAUACAGCUGGCUAUCAACAGGCGAGAUCCCGAGUACGGCAUCAUUCGACUGCUCGGUGCAUUUUCCUGUUGGUGUCAUCAUCGCUUCAUCGCGCUGCUCAGCGAGCGCAAACCAAGAGCCAUGGUUGUCAUGGCACAUUUCAUGGCAUUAUGGCUUGAUUACGAGUCUGUUUGGCUUAUUGGGAAAGCCGGAGAGCGGCAGAUCAAUGGCAUCUACGCGGCACUGCCACCAGAAUGGCGUCCAAAGGUCGAAGUUCUCUUGCCAAGACUCAACCAGAUGAGAGUUCGUCGAGAGGUCUGGGGAGUCAUAUGAGAAGAAACGUUCACGAGCAAUGCUCCUGAACAUCAACCCUAUCGUGGCCACGUGCAGCCCGGCUGACUUGUACGGUCAGACCCAGUGGGCCACUUAGAGAGUGAGGCGGCAAG